Messenger RNA from Sardina pilchardus (European sardine), 1768 nucleotides. It is a transcript of the gene pnpo, whose product is annotated as pyridoxamine 5'-phosphate oxidase. NCBI's taxonomy places the organism in Eukaryota, Metazoa, Chordata, Actinopteri, Clupeiformes, Clupeidae. Gene Ontology annotation, biological process: pyridoxine biosynthetic process; pyridoxal 5'-phosphate biosynthetic process. The transcript is spliced from 7 exons. Gene Ontology annotation, molecular function: pyridoxamine phosphate oxidase activity; FMN binding. The record is from RefSeq and is a predicted model, not a curated record. Bases 80 to 913 code for a protein of 277 amino acids.
GAUGCCAUUUUCAUAACAGUUUACGCAAUGAACAAAACGUGAUGACGCAAUCUCCAACGUUCGGCGCUGUUGUACAAGCAUGAUACGUGCGCUAAGUGUCAUUGGAUCGAGGAACAUUGGAAAAAUAGGGAAAUAUUGCAAACCCUAUGCCUUCCCGGCUCCUUGUAAACAUCAGUUAAAUUCUUUAUUUUUCUGCACGAAACCUACGGACACGCACAGUGCAAUGGAUUUGAGUGAUAUGAGAAAGAAAUACAAAGGAGACGAUCAGUGUUUCGAAGAGGAUCAGUUGGUUUCGCUGGACCCUAUAAAGCAAUUUGGUGACUGGUUUGAGCAAGCCACGAAAUGCCCAGAAGUUGGAGAAGCUAAUGCUAUGUGCAUUGCCACUGCUACCAAAGAUGGACGCCCAUCUGCACGGAUGGUGCUGCUGAAAGGCUUCAGUCAUGAGGGCUUCCGCUUCUUCUCCAACUACGAGAGCCGCAAAGGCGAAGAGCUGGAGAGCAACCCAUAUGCUUGCCUAGUGUUCUACUGGGAGCCCUUAAACAGGCAGAUCCGCAUUGAGGGCGACGUGGAGCGAAUCCCCUUCCAGAGCUCCUGUGAUUACUUCCACUCUCGCCCCAAGAGCAGCCAAAUCGGCGCUGUGGUCAGCCGACAAAGCACGGCGAUACCAGACAGAGAGUACCUGAGACAGAAGAAUUCUGAAUUAGAAGAGAGGUAUAAGGACACCGAUGUCCCAAUGCCUGACUACUGGGGGGGAUAUAUCGUCAAGCCUUACUACAUCGAGUUUUGGCAAGGCCAGACCAACAGGCUCCAUGACCGGAUAGUGUUCACACGACCGAAAAAGGGAGAGCCAGAGCUGAAGGACAUGCAGCACCACGCAGAGGGGGGCUGGGUUUAUCAGCGGCUGUCUCCUUGAUUGACAACUCAUGCCUCCCAUCAGCGUUAGAUAAAACAUCCAUUUUUUUGUAUCAUACUGUUAACAUAAAGUCAAACAGUUUUCUCAAAAUGAUCCGAAAGGGACAGUGUGUACUUUUAAAAUCCACCUCAAAGCCAUUUCAUGCUCUGAGUUGCUAGCUGGUCUUGAGGUGUUCUGUCCUGACAUGGCUCAUUGUUUUUGGUUUGUUUGUUUGUUUGUUUGUUUGUUUUGUUUUGGAAAUGUACAUGCCGUUAUAACAGAGCGUAUUUACAGAAGGAAGACCGAGGCCAUAAGUCUCCCUCAUAAUGGUGGUCUCACUGCUGUCCAAAGGAUACGCUCUGACGAGUGAAGUAUCUGUGUGGCGUACACGUUUGAGCUGAUGUCAUUGCUUUCCCUCAGAGCGCUGUCAGCACUCAGAAGUCUUAAAGCACAAGCUCCUCCGCCUUUAAAACUGUAUGAGGCUCAUAUCUCAUAUCGUAAAAUUAAAUGGCUCUCAGAGCCGCCCACCUCAUGUCAACGUGUGUGUAAUGAAGAUUGCAAAUGUGUCCAAAAUUCCUGUGUGCGUUUCUGUUUGUGUUGUGUUGUUUCAUAGGUGUGUAAUUCACCUUACUGAUAGCGAUGAAUACACACAAGUGCUAUGAAGUGCCAAGUUUCCCUAAAACUUAAUCAAUGCAGUAUUUAGAGUAAACUUGACUGAUCCGUGAUUCCAGUGGUAAUGUUUACACGUCCUAAUGUGUGAUAUGAAUCUGAGAUGUAUAUGUGUACAUUAAUUCUGUCAUGAUGCACCAAGGGUGCUUCAGCAAUAUAGUUUAAGAGAACGAGAAAAGUAUACAAUAAAGACAUACUUGACUUACG